AUGACUAACAAAUCACUUGUGCUUCUGAGCCUGGUUGUUCUUCAUAGCUCUCUUACAAAUGAAAAAAGAGCAUGUCAAUGGCAAUUGGUGAAAGGAUGGCAUCCACAAAUUCCAUCUUCUGUUGUGGUGAGUUGGAUGUUAACAGAAAAUAUUUGCAUGGAUUUCAAUGGAGAUUGUGAGUUUUGGGAUGUGCACACUAAAAUGAAUACUUCAAGCCAGCAAGUUGUUUCGCAGAUUUGCCUUUUACAAAUUCUACUAGGAGACACCCUUGUGAUUUCUUCUGACCCAUCUCUUCUGUGUUCAAAAAUAAAUUUUGCGAAUGUUUCUGAAGAAUCUUUUAUUGAUUUUCUCCAAAAUACCACAAAUGAAGAUGAGUUACUCUUUGGUUGCAAACUAAGCAGAAAGGACCACAUCAAUCCUAAGUGGCUGAGGGUUGGGACAAAUUAUUUAAUCACAGUAAUGAAAAGUGGUCCGUCCCUUUGUCAGCUGGGACUUCAAUUUAAUGUGACAGGGAAGCAGCAGCUAUGCCAGGAAUAUCUGAAUUCAAAAUUUUGCUCUGGGCAAAGUAAAUGUCUCAGUCAAGUUUGGAACAAGACGUAUAGCUGCCAUUGUCAGACUCUGUCUUCUCGAAAGUACUGCCAGGAAUUUGAUACAUUUUUUUACAAACCAUGUCAAAAUAAAGGAAGUUUCACUAAUAAAAAAGGAGAAUGGAAUAAGCAAGGAUACGAAUGUAUCUCUCACCCACCAUUUACAGGGUAUAUCAGUAUGCCAGAAUUUACUGGAAAAAAUUGUAAGGAAGAAAUUGACAACUGCAAACCACUCAGCAUCAACUGUCUAAAUGAAGGAUGGUGUUUCAAUAUAACUGGAAGAUUCAGAUGUGUAUACAUUUCAGGAUGCACAAGGAAUUCAUGUUGGUUUGUGGAGAAGGUUUACUUAAUUCAUGGGAACUUCUGCUACAACAGAACCACUUGUGAUGAUAUUUGCCAAACUAACAGUCCUCAUCAAUUUGAAUAUGUUUGGCAAUUAAGAUGUACAGGAUUUGAAAGCGAAAAAUACGAGGUUGUUGAUGCCUGCUUCUCUGUCAUUGCAAACUGCACUGAAAGCCCCAUUUAUUUGAAAAACACUGAAGACCUUAAUUAUGCAUAUUGGUUCCCAUGUGAAGGAAUAAUGGAGACAUGUACAUGCACCUGUUUGACUGAUGAAGAUAGUGGAAGAUAUCAAUGUCCAUGCAUUUCCAGGUGUGCAGGCAAAAUGUAUGUUGCAGAUAUAACUGACUGUCAAGAAAGUAGACAUCAACAUGAAACUAUUUGUAAAGAUGAAAAUAAUGUGCCCAGACCCAGUUAUAUUCUCAGUUUUGUCAGGAGAUUCUGUAUUCUCAAAGUUAAAUACUACUCAGAAAACCAGAGUUUAUUGGUUCAUGGCCUCUGCCUGAUCCAUUUGCACAACUGCAACUGUACCUAUCUGCAAAGCUGUGAAGGAAACAUCUGUGAACCAGACACUGAAGAUUAUAAAGCAGUGCCCUGCAAAGAUGGAGCAACCAGGAUAUAUUUAAGUGGCUAUUUCUUCAGCAAAUGUAUCCCAGGAUUUAUAGGCAAUCGCUGUGAAUAUGAAAUAGAUGACUGUGCUUCACAUCCCUGCAAGAAUGGUGCCACCUGCGUUGACCAGCCUGGUAAUUACUUCUGCCACUGUGUGGCUCCAUUCAAAGUGAUUAAUGGCUUCUCCUGCUUAUGCAACCCAGGCUAUGCUGGAUUGAGAUGUGAACAGGAUAUUGAUGAUUGUAUCCUUAAUGUUUGUGAGCACAAUUCUACCUGCAAAGAUCUGCACCUUAGCUAUCAAUGUGUCUGCCUGCCUGGCUGGGAAGGAACGUUUUGUGAGCAAGACUCCAACGAGUGUAAAAUGAAUCCUUGCAAGAACAAUUCCACCUGUACUGACCUUUCCAACAACUAUCACUGUGAAUGUACCUCUGGAUGGACUGGACAAAAUUGUAGUGAAGAAAUAAAUGAAUGUGAUUCUGAUCCAUGCAUGAAUGGAGCACUUUGUCAUGAAUCUACCAUUCCUGGGCAUUUUGUAUGUCUCUGCCCACCCUUUUACUCUGGACAAUUCUGCCAUCAACGCUAUAAUUUCUGUGAUCCACUCAAUGAUCCUUGCAGAAACAACUCAACAUGCUUGACUCUGUUUGAUGGAGAUCAUUAUUGUGUUUGUACAGAAGGAUUUGAAGGUGAACACUGUGAAAUUGAUAUGAAUGAGUGCCUCUCCCUACACUGCCAGAAUUGUGUUUACUGUGAGGAUGGGGUCAACAAUUUCAGGUGAGUUUGCAGACCUGUAUUUUCUGGAUCUCUUUGUGAAAUUAAAAUGUAUGAGCGUUCCUUUAACCCUUACAAAACUAAUGGAACCUGUGUAGAUCUUACAAAUAGAUUUUUAUGUAAUUGUGUACCUGGGUUCCAUGGAUGCUUCUGUGAAUUGGAUGUGAGUGACUGUAAAACCUCACUUUGUCAAGAUGGAGAAAACUGUGCUAAGAGAACUGGACGAUAUAAAUGUCUCUGUACUUCUGGUUAUACAGGCAUUGAUUGUGAAGUAAAUGUAGAUGCAUGCCUAUCAGAGUCCUCUCUACAUGAUGGAGUUUAUAUUGAUGGCAUCAAUCUUUACAGCUGUGACUGCAAGAGUGGCUUUUUCGGGAAACACUGUGAAACUAGUACAAAUGAAUGCCUCUCAAGUCCUUGUCUACGAGGAAGAUGCAUAAAUCACAUUAAUGCGUAUCAAUGCACAUGUGAUAUAGAUUGGACUAGCUCAAGAUGUGAGAUCAAGAUUAAUGACUGCACAUCAAUUCCUUGUGUGAAUGAAGCCCUCUGUCAGAAGCUGAUAGAUGAAUUUACUUGCAUUUGUCCAAGUGGAUUCACUGGCAUAUAUUGUGAAAUAGAUAUUGAUAGUUGUGCUGAGCCUGACCUGGAUCGGGUACUCUGUCUUAAUGGAGGAAUUUGUGUUGAUGGUCCAGGAAAGACCUUUUCCUGCAGAUUUCUUCCUGGAUUUUCUGGUCAAUUUUGUGAAGUUAAUAUAAAUGAAUGUUCUUCAUCACCAUGCCUACACAGUGGAAAUUGUGAAGAUCAAAUCAAUGGAUAUAUUUGCAAAUGUCAACAAGGAUGGUCAGGACUUCACUGUGAGGGAAAACUUGAGUGCCUUCCCAACUCAUGUACUCAUGGAAUAUACUUAGAAAAGGAACCUAGCUUUGGCUCAAUCUGUUUAUGUGUACCAAGAUUGAAGUUUGGUUUAUUUAUUGAUUAUUUACCCUCAUAUUCAAAAAAGACAGAUAUUUUCAAGGAUAAUGUUCUUCUAACCACUGGUUUGGCUGCAUCAAGCAUUGACUUAUCCUUUGAAAGCUAUUUGUUCGAAGAACUGAUUUCCACAAGAAAACAUUUAGCAAGGAACAGUGUUCCUUCUUCCACAGAUGUUUCCUUUUCUUCACAUCUGAAAUUUGGUAUUCUUGCCCCAAAACAGCUUGUCUUGGACACAACAUCUGGGUCACAUAUGCCCACUCAAAUGUCAACAGACACCCCAGCAUUCCUUUCUCCUGAUAGGAUAGUGAUGACUUCAUUUAUCAUCUCUUCCUUAAAGAAAGAUUUUAGUUUCUAUACACAAUCUUUAUUAUAUGAGAACUAUCAGACUGUUGUCUUAUCUGCUACUACAAUGAGUUCAGUAAUUAGUGACAUUCCAGGAGCUGAUAUUGAGUUAAACAGUCACUCAUUACUCUCCCGUGGAUUCCUACUCACAACUUCUUCCACAAGUGCACCUCCAGUUGUCUCUAGGGAGACUCAAGAGGUUAUUCAAGAAUAUUUAACUGUUUUGUUAAUUUCAAGACGAGAACACCGGAGAUUGCUGAGUUCCACAAUGCAUCCCAUUUCUCCUGCUAAGAUAAUUAUAUCCAAACAGGUAGCCCUCUUAAACUCAUCAACUCUGUACCAAUUCAGUACACAUGCCUCCAUUCCCAGUGAAUAUCAGAUUAUUACUGAAGCAUCUAGCAACUGGAGACUCACAAACAUCAAAUCACAGGCUGCUGAUUCUUUAAGUGAAUUAAGCCAAACAUGUGCAACAUGUUCUAUGACUGAAAUAAAAUCCUCUCAUGAAUUCUCAGAUCAAGUUUUGCAUAGCAAACAGUCCUACUUUUAUGAGACAUUCUGGAUGAACUCAGCGAUAUUAGCCAGCUGGUAUGCGCUAAUGGGAACUCAAACGAUCACUUCUGGGCAUUCAUUUUCUUUUGCUACUGAAAUAACACCAUCAGUGGCAUUCACAGAACUGUCAUCUUUAUUUCCUUCUAAAAUGAGCACAGAAAGAACAAUUUUACCCUCAUCCUUGGAAGAAUCCAUUACUCUAUCAAGUAAUUUGGAUGUUAAUUUAUGUUUGGAUAAGACUUGUUUAUCCAUUGCCCCUUCACAAACUCUCUCUUCAGACCUGUUGCAUUCUGAUUUGACUUCAAAAUUGACUGAUGAUUCUUCAGUGUCAGAAAACAUAUUAAAGUUAUUGAAAAUAGGACAAUAUGAUUUAACUAUGGGACCCACUGAAAUACUGAAUGAAGAUAUUUUAUUGGACAUGAAAGAGAGUAAGAGAUCUCAUAAACCAUUCAAACUUUACACAACUAGUAAUUCUUUUGACUUUGAAUUAAACUCACAAAGCUUUACAGAUGUUACCUUAAAUGUAUAUUUAGAAACCAUACAUUCAAGUGAUCUGAAAUACAACGUGCCACCAUAUAUAGACUCGACGUCUGAUGUUUCAGAAGUGACUUCUAAUGUUGCAUUUUAUACAGUUUCACCAACCCAGUCACUUCCAAUACAGAAAUCUUUCCUCAAGUCUGCAAUUAUGCCAGAUUGGCCUUAUUAUACAGAUUAUCUUACUUUAACAUAUGAUUUCCUAGAAGAUGUCAGGACUUCUUCACAAUGGUCCAAAUGGAAACUUCAGACUAGUGUGCAAGAACAGGAAUCUUCUACAAGCCAAAGUCUUUCCAUCACUACAUCUCUUACUUUGUCUUCAUUGGAGUCUGUUGCAGCACCUUGUCAGCUGAUGGUUUCUG
Orycteropus afer afer is the source of this 5059-nucleotide messenger RNA. Its product is annotated as protein eyes shut homolog. The annotation marks the transcript as partial. The transcript has 22 exons. Gene Ontology annotation, biological process: heterophilic cell-cell adhesion; establishment or maintenance of epithelial cell apical/basal polarity. Gene Ontology annotation, cellular component: protein-containing complex; plasma membrane. Gene Ontology annotation, molecular function: calcium ion binding. The record is from RefSeq and is a predicted model, not a curated record. Lineage: Eukaryota; Metazoa; Chordata; Mammalia; Tubulidentata; Orycteropodidae.